Molecule: messenger RNA, 2266 nt
Organism: Emiliania huxleyi CCMP1516
Lineage: Eukaryota; Haptophyta; Isochrysidales; Noelaerhabdaceae
Exons: 13
Coding region: 65-2266 (733 amino acids)
Biological process (GO): lipid metabolic process
Molecular function (GO): triacylglycerol lipase activity
Source: RefSeq, a predicted model, not a curated record
CGCUGGAAAUCGCCGUCGUCCAGCAAGAAACGCGACGCCCCGCCCUCUUGCUAUUUACACAGGCAUGAGCUGCGAGGCGGCGGACGUCUCUGCCGUCGCUGCGCCGCCGCAGUGGUGCGGCGGCGCCGUCCACGCCGCCUACGACACCUGCGUCUCGAACGCCAUCCAGCUCGCGUCGCACCCGCUCCACGAGGCGAUGGAGCUGGGCAGCGCGCUGUGGAGCCUUACGGCGGAGGCGUCGGCGUGGCAGAUGUGCCUCCUCUCCGUCCUCGCCGUCGUCACCGUCCGCCAGUACUUUCGGUGGGUCAUGUGGACCGGCCUCGCCGCCGCCUUCCUUGCCGGACAGCUCAUCUUUGUCGCGUGGCAGAUGGCGAUGAUCGCCCUGUCGGUGCUGUGCGUCUCGCUGCUCAACAUAGCGUCCAAGGUCUGGUACGUCCUCGAGUCCACCUCGCGCUGGUACCGCGGAGGCUCCAUCUCUCGCCGCGUCGCGCUCCGCCGCACGCUGCAGGCGGCCGGCGCCCCCUGCGCCAGCCUCUCGUACCGCGAGAGGCUUCAGCUCUUCGAGCGCGCGUCCGUCUGCAUCGGCCACACCGCGCUCUGCCUCUCGGGCGGCGGCUCGCUCGCCAUGUACCACCUCGGCGUCGCUCUCAUCGAGGCGGGCACGAUGCCGCGGAUCGUCUCCGGCACCUCUGGUGGCGCCAUCGUCGCCGGCGUGCUCGCGGAGAUGCUGUCGGACAUUAUCCAGCGCGACAUCGCCGUCCGCUACCUGCCCGACCGCUGGUUCCCGCCGCUGCCGCAGCUGCUCUACAACUCUGUGGUGCUCGGCUCCCUCGUCGACAGCACUGUGCUCGGCUCGCUCGUCGACAACGACGUGUUCGCGCGCUGCACGCGCCGCUACUACGGCGACACCACCUUCGAGGAGGCGUACCGCAAGACGGGCCGCGUCGUCAACAUCAAUAUCUCCUCCUCGUCGCAGGCGAGCGAGGAGCUCAGUACUACUCUGAGUAGUCACUACUCAGGAAGGAGCAUGAGCUGCGAGGCGGCGGACGUCUCUGCCGUCGCUGCGCCGCCGCAGUGGUGCGGCGGCGCCGUCCACGCCGCCUACGACACCUGCGUCUCGAACGCCAUCCAGCUCGCGUCGCACCCGCUCCACGAGGCGAUGGAGCUGGGCAGCGCGCUGUGGAGCCUUACGGCGGAGGCGUCGGCGUGGCAGAUGUGCCUCCUCUCCGUCCUCGCCGUCGUCACCGUCCGCCAGUACUUUCGGUGGGUCAUGUGGACCGGCCUCGCCGCCGCCUUCCUUGCCGGACAGCUCAUCUUUGUCGCGUGGCAGAUGGCGAUGAUCGCCCUGUCGGUGCUGUGCGUCUCGCUGCUCAACAUAGCGUCCAAGGUCUGGUACGUCCUCGAGUCCACCUCGCGCUGGUACCGCGGAGGCUCCAUCUCUCGCCGCGUCGCGCUCCGCCGCACGCUGCAGGCGGCCGGUCCUCGGGCGGCCGGUCCUUGGGUGGAGUGGGCGGCGGCGGCGCGCGAGCUCGACUCGCUCGACGGCAAGGACGCGUGGCGCGCAGAGCCGCCGCCGAAUUGCGACCGGAUCGGCGCAGCGACGACGCAGCUCAAGAGCGCGCGAGAGUCAAACGACCUGCAGGCGCUGGCGCUGAUGCGGCUGCUGUCCUCGAUGCUGGUGCGAGACUACGAGCAGACAAACUCGCUGGCGCUGCACACCGAGUCCCGCCCCGGGGGCCAGAGCUCCGGCGAUGAGGCACUGCGCGCCGCUCUUCGCCGCGUCCGCCGGCUCGAGGGCGCGUCGCUCGCCGCGUCCGUCGGCUCGCCCUCGACUCCUGCGGCGGUGGCGCGGGCGUGGAAGGUGACGCUGCACCACGAGCACCGCAAGUCGGUCGGCAAGGAGCCCGGGCGGCGCAAGUCGUGGAGCAAGAAGAACGGGCCCGCGCGCGCCAUCAAGACGGACGCUGACGCCGAGGCGAGGGAGGCGACGGCGCAGCAGCAGGAGCGGGCAGACGGGCUGUCGGCGGCACUCAAGACAAUCAGCGCCGCGGCAAACGAGGCGGCGGGCUACGGCGGCGGCUCAGGCGGCCUCGCGGGCUGCGCUCGUCUGCCUCGCCGCCCUCUCGCAUCUUCAUUCUUCACUGAUUUGGUCGUUAGAGCGGGCGCUGGCCGACGGGACAGCACGACCGCCGCACCGCGACCGCACCCCCCCGUUGGCGGUGGUGCUGCCGUCUCCAAGCGGCGCGUGGACGGCGGAGCCGGCUGA